AUGUCAUCUGAUUCAGUCCGUUUUAUUAACCGGAAUGACGAAAAUGUUCCGUUCAGGCAGGAGAAGGUCCGUAAGACGUUUUUGGAAGCCUCCAAGGGCCUUUCGGAGGAGUUCAUCGAUAUCGAUGCGCUCGUCGAGACCGUAUGCCGCGGCUUAACUGCUUCCAUCACUUAUUCCCAUCUUGAAGAACUCAUGGCUCAAUCGGCUGCAUAUAUGGUGACCAAACAUCCAGAUUAUGGAAUCUUAGGCGGUCGUCUAAGCGUCAUGGCACUCCACAAGAGCACUAACCCUUCGGUGUUGGAGACUUUUCGAAUUAUGCGGAACCACACCUCGUUCCAAACCAAGCGUCCAGCCCCCCUCAUCUCUGAGGAGGUUUGGGAAAUCGUCCAGAAGCACGAAAAGGAACUUCAGGAAAUGAUUGAUUACAGUCGCGACAUGAACUACGAGUACUUUGGCUUCAAGACCCUUGAGCGGUCGUAUCUAUUAAGAAUCGAGGUGGGGCGGGCCCAGAUGCGUAUUGUGGAGCGCCCCCAGCAUAUGAUCCUGCGUGUUGCACUAGGGAUUCAUUUUGACAAUCUUGAGAAAGUGGCUCGGACGUAUGAUUUAAUGUCAAGGGGAUUCUUCACUCACGCUACACCAACACUCUUCAACUCCGGGACGCCACGGCCACAAAUGAGCUCGUGUUUUCUCGUAGCUAUGAAAGAGGAUAGCAUUGAGGGCAUCUACGAUACACUGAAGGAGACCGCCGUGAUCAGCAAAUCGGCUGGUGGGAUUGGGCUACAUGUCCAUAACAUCCGCUCGUCUGGAAGCUAUAUUGCCGGUACGAAUGGUACCUCCAAUGGUCUCGUGCCUAUGCUGCGUGUUUUCAACAACACCGCCCGCUACGUCGAUCAGGGUGGCGGCAAGCGCAAGGGCGCCUUUGCGAUAUACCUGGAGCCAUGGCAUGCUGACAUUUUCGAGUUUGUGAUGCUGAAGCGUAACACGGGUAAGGAGGAUCAACGUGCGCGCGAUCUCUUCUACGGCCUUUGGAUUCCUGAUCUCUUUAUGGAGCGUGUAAAGAAUCAGAAAACUUGGACGCUAAUGGAUCCCUGCACGUGCCCGGGACUCAGCGACUGCUAUGGGAAAGAUUUUGAACGCUUGUACGAAAGUUACGAAGAAAAAAAUAUGGGGGUACGCACGAUCCAAGCACAGGAAUUGUGGUUUGCCAUUUUAGAGACUCAGAUCGAAACGGGUGUUCCGUUCAUGCUCUACAAGGAUGCGUGUAACAAAAAGUCGAACCAGAAACAUAUUGGCACGAUUAAAUGCUCCAACUUAUGCACUGAGAUUAUUGAGUACACGUCCCCUAACGAAACAGCGGUGUGCAACUUGGCGUCUGUCGCCCUGCCGCGAUUUGUAAACGUGAAGGAGCAGACCUUUAAUCACGAACUUCUCUACGAAGUAACGAAAGAAGUAACCUACAACCUGAACCGCGUGAUCGAUAAUUCCUACUAUCCGGUAGAGACUGCAAGGAGAAGUAACGUAAAUUAUCGCCCAAUUGGAAUAGGUGUCCAAGGUCUCGCAGAUACUUUUAUUCUCCUACGCCAGCCGUUCACAUGUGAAAAAUCAAUGAUUCUCAAUGAAGAAAUCUUUGAGACCAUCUAUUAUGCCGCGGUUGAGGCUUCGGUAGAUCUUGCUGAGAAGGAAGGGGCGUACACCGACUUCAGCAAAAGUCCCGCUGCCCAGGGUAUACUGCAGUUCGACUUAUGGGAGAAAAAGCCCAAGAGCAACCGAUGGAAUUGGGAUGCUCUUAAGGAGCGCGUCAAAUCUUCAGGCAUGCGCAACUCUUUACUGUUGGCGCCCAUGCCGACCGCGUCAACAUCGCAAAUCUUGGGCAACAAUGAGUGUUUUGAGCCCUUUACAUCAAAUAUUUACCUGCGUCGUGUUCUAAGCGGAGAGUUUCCUGUUGUGAACAAAUACCUGGUGCGUGAUCUGAUCGAGCGCGGGAUGUGGAAUGACACUAUUCGCAAUGAGAUUAUUACUUUCAACGGCUCUAUUCAAUCCGUCAAAGAAAUUCCGAAGGACCUCAAGGAGCUCUACAGGACCGUCUGGGAGAUUUCGCAGCGGCGGAUAAUCGAAAUGGCUGUUGACCGCGGAAAGUACAUCGACCAGUCCCAGUCUCUAAACCUCUUCAUGGAGAGUCCUUCCUCUGGCCGCAUAACGUCCAUGCACUUUUUCUGCUGGGAACAGGGCCUCAAGACGGGCAUGUACUACCUUCGCACACGCCCAGCCGCUGACGCUAUCAAAUUCACGGUCGAUGCUAAGCGCAUGAAGCAAGUUAAAGAUGAGCAGCUGUCCGCAUUUAACUCAUCCCCCAAUCAAGGCUUGUCUUCUUCGGAGUCUGAGGAAUGUUUGAAUUGUGGGUCGUAG
This is a messenger RNA of Phytomonas sp. EM1, 2406 nucleotides long. The record is from the annotation of a GenBank genome assembly. NCBI's taxonomy places the organism in Eukaryota, Euglenozoa, Kinetoplastea, Trypanosomatida, Trypanosomatidae.